AGCCUGGUCGGUCAUCCAAAAAAGCAAUCGGAAUUUGCCAAUCUUUUGUCAAAGUUAUCGGAGUCCACUCGUCGGCAUCACUCUAGACAAACGACAAACUUGAGUUGCGUUAUGUCGCAGGUCACCAUCAGGUCGAAUCAGGUGUCUGGCCAGUCCCAGCAGACUGGGUCGACCGAGACAAUGAAGUCAUAUCUCUACAGCGGCCCUAGCACAGCAACAGAGAGGCUCGUCCAAGGAAAUAUCAUGUCUGAUCAGGAUAUCACAGAUAGAGUGCGGCGGGUGCAGUUGCAAUUAGAGAUAUUAGUGAGACAGGCCAAGGGGCAGGAUCCUCAACCAUCUUAGGGCCGAGAAGUUGUUGUUAAAACAAAGUGUACUUGCGAG
Messenger RNA from Hypoxylon fragiforme, 381 nucleotides. RefSeq lists its product as uncharacterized. Lineage: Eukaryota; Fungi; Ascomycota; Sordariomycetes; Xylariales; Hypoxylaceae. The record is from RefSeq and is a predicted model, not a curated record. The transcript has 2 exons. The coding region runs from base 112 to 342 and encodes 76 amino acids.